This is a messenger RNA of Anneissia japonica, 794 nucleotides long. RefSeq lists its product as uncharacterized. Bases 73 to 618 code for a protein of 181 amino acids. The record is from RefSeq and is a predicted model, not a curated record. The transcript is spliced from 4 exons. NCBI's taxonomy places the organism in Eukaryota, Metazoa, Echinodermata, Crinoidea, Comatulida, Comatulidae.
UGAAGCGAGUCUUUGUUGUACUAUUGUUUGGUACAGCUUCUAUCAAUCACACCUUUUCGUCGGUAAACAAGGAUGGAAUACAGUACUCUUUACUUCAACACACUACCUGUUAUUAUUGUCCUAGCCUCAGUUUUCAUAAUUAUCGUGACGUUAUUAACAUGUGCCAAAAAAGAAACUCCCGAUGUGCAGCUAAGUCUUUCUAGCGCAGUUGCUGAAGAGAACGCUUCCAAGGUUACUAUUGGGUGUAUUCUGAAGCCUGCAGAUUUGAAGUUCACGUAUAUCAGGUGGUAUAGAACUGGAGAUGACCAAAAACCAAUUGGAGACGUACUCGCAGAAAUCCACUAUUCAAAAUGCAACACACGGCCUAGUGAGGAUAAUAAUGAAAAUAAUAGCAAGCGAGAAAUAAGACAGGAUCCAGAUGUAAGUACGGUAUGUUAUGUAAAUGAGAAAAACACAAUACAGAGGACGGACGUUGAGGGUGCCUAUGCGAACAUUAGCCCCUGUGAAAGUAGUAAGAGACUCGUGUAUAAUAUCGUUAUCAUCAUCAUCUUAAUUAUCAACAUCUUCAUUAUCAAUAUCUUCAUCAUCAUCGGCAUCGUCAACAGGGGUGGAUCCUGAGAUGUCCGAAAGGGGGGUUAAAAGUGGGACCGAUCGAGAUAUAACUACCCCGGGGGUCCGGGGGCAUGCUAGACGCCCGAAAUUAACCUAUGAGGAGCUUUGGGCGAUCAUUUUUUUUCUUCUUUGUUUUUUGUUUUUUCGCUUUCCAAAAGGGGUGGGGGCUCUAAAUCCGCCCC